GCGUCAUUCACGUGACGUGCGGGCUUGAUGGACGAUGGGCGUUCAGCCGCGGGCUGCAGUGCGGUACAGCCAGUCGCCCAUUGAUUUUUGAGUUAUUCUAAGGCGUGGGCGAGCGCCACAAGUUUAGGUUGGGCGCCUAGUAAUACAUUUGUUUCAGUAGUGAGGUCCCUCCACUGGCUGUGAAGAUGGGGGGCCUUUUCCGCAGCGAGGAGAUGACUCUCUGCCAGCUGUUCCUUCAGUCCGAAGCGGCUUACGGCUGUGUGUCCGAGCUAGGCGAGUUGGGCUUGGUCCAGUUCCGAGAUCUCAACCCUGACGUCAACGCUUUUCAACGGAAGUUCGUCAAUGAAGUUCGUCGCUGCGAUGAAAUGGAGCGAAAGCUACGAUUUCUGGAGAAGGAGAUCAAAAAAGAUGGGAUCCCCAUGCUGGACAUUGGCGACAACCCAGAGGCGCCACAACCUCGAGAGAUGAUCGACUUGGAGGCCACAUUUGAGAAGCUAGAGAAUGAACUGAAAGAGGUGAACACUAAUGCCGAAGCUCUGAAGAAGACCUACCUCGAGCUCACUGAGCUGAAGCAUAUUCUGCGUAAAACUCAGGCAUUCUUUGAUGAGGCGGGAUUUCAUCACCGUGCACAGAUGCACGACCCGAGCGCCCAGGAAGAGCACGUCAUGCUGCUGGGAGACGAGGGCCUCAGGGCUGGCGGACAGGCCCUCAGGCUCGGGUUUGUGGCCGGUGUGGUGCUGCGGGAGCGGCUGCCAUCCUUCGAGCGCAUGCUGUGGCGCGUGUGCCGUGGGAACGUGUUCCUCCGCCAGGCGGCCAUCGAAACCCCUCUGGAGGACCCCGUCACCGGUGACCAAGUGUACAAGACGGUCUUCAUCAUCUUCUUCCAAGGAGAGCAGCUGAAGACGCGAGUCAAGAAGAUUUGUGAAGGGUUCCGUGCAACACUCUACCCAUGCCCCGAGACUCCAGCAGAUAGACGCGAGAUGUCCAUUGGUGUGAUGACUCGCAUCGAAGACCUCAACACGGUGCUGGGCCAGACACAGGACCACCGUCACAGAGUGCUAGUGGCUGCGGCCAAGAACAUCAAGAACUGGUUCGUGAAGGUCCGCAAGAUCAAGGCCAUCUACCAUGCCCUGAACCUGUUCAACUUGGACGUGACACAGAAGUGCCUCAUUGCCGAGUGCUGGUGUGCCGUCUCUGACCUUGAGAAGAUCCAGAUGGCCCUGCACCGAGGCACGGAUCGUGGUGGCAACACAGUGCCGUCCAUCCUAAACCGCAUGGAGACCAAGGAGACCCCACCCACCUACAACCGCACCAACCGCUUCACUGUGGGAUUCCAGAACAUUGUUGAUGCCUAUGCUGUGCCAAGUUACAGGGAGGUGAAUCCAGCCCCGUUCACCAUCAUCACGUUUCCAUUCCUGUUCGCUGUGAUGUUUGGAGAUGCUGGCCAUGGUACUCUGAUGUUCCUGUUUGCACUAUGGAUGGUUCUCAAGGAGAAAGCCCUGCAGGCUCAAAAAUCUGACAAUGAGAUCUGGAACACAUUCUUUGGUGGUCGCUACAUCAUCCUGCUGAUGGGGAUCUUCAGCAUCUACACGGGAAUUAUCUACAAUGACACCUUCUCAAAGUCCUUCAACAUCUUUGGCUCAUCUUGGUUUGUCGUAAAGAAGACGACUUAUAAUGAGCACGAGCAGCUGGACCCAGUGGACAACUUCAUGGGAUCUCCAUACCCCUUUGGCGUGGACCCUGCAUGGCAGCUGGCUACCAACAAGAUUCCUUUCACAAACUCCUACAAGAUGAAGAUGUCCAUUGUGCUGGGUGUGUCGCAGAUGCUUUUCGGAGUUUUCCUCAGCCUCUGGAACCACAGGUUCUUCCGCAACAUGUCUAACGUGUGGUGCGAGUUUGUGCCUCAGCUGCUGUUCCUGUGCUCAAUCUUCGGCUACCUGGUGAUCAUCAUCUUCGCCAAGUGGACCAUCAACUUUGGAAAGGACACAUAUUGUGCUCCCAGCUUGUUGAUCACGCUCAUCAACAUGUUCCUCUUCUCCUAUCCAACUGAGCCUUGCUACCAGGCACAGUUCUACAACGGUCAGCAAGGCCUGCAAAGCUUCCUGGUCAUCUUGGCUGUGAUUUGUAUCCCGUGGAUCCUGCUUGCCAAGCCUUUAUAUUUGCGCCGCCAGCACCAGAUGGCAUUGAGAGCUGGGGGUGGCCAUUCAAACGCUCUGGGCGGUGCCACCAGCUCAGCUCAUGCCGGCCUCAAGGACACUGAAGACGGAACAGCGGCCAAUGCGAUGCCCGAGCAGCCCAAGACCGUCAGUGUUGGUGGCCACGGCGGUCAUGGCGACGAGUCUGGCGAGUUCAACUUUGGCGACACCUUCAUCAACCAGACGAUCCACACCAUCGAGUACUGCCUGGGUUCUGUGUCGCACACUGCUUCCUACCUUCGACUCUGGGCUCUGAGCUUGGCUCAUGCACAGCUGUCGGAGGUGCUGUGGACCAUGGUGCUGAAGAACGGCCUGAUGCCCAUCAGUGUGGUCGGGGGCUUCCUGAUGUACUUCACGUUUGCCGCCUGGGCAUUCCUCACCGUGGCCGUGCUGCUGAUCAUGGAAGGGCUGUCGGCCUUCCUGCACGCCCUGCGUCUGCACUGGGUGGAAUUCCAAAGCAAGUUUUACAAGGGAGAAGGGUACAUGUUUGUGCCAUUUUCAUUCGACACCAUCUUGGAGACUUCUGGUGCAGAAGACUAGACGUUGUCUUGAGAAUAUGCUAGUCAAGAAUAUGCCAAUUAUUAGAAAGAGACACGUACCAUUAGAAAAGCUUGCACAAAUGCAUUGCUGUCGUUCGUGGUAAUUUGCUAUUCCUAUGUUAAUAUACGUAAUCUUCCAUGCAACGUUAGAUCAGUAUUCGUUGUAAUUGUUAACGUGUGGUAUCAAAUAAAGUAUAAUCUGGAAACUCU
Molecule: messenger RNA, 2944 nt
Organism: Rhipicephalus sanguineus (brown dog tick)
Lineage: Eukaryota; Metazoa; Arthropoda; Arachnida; Ixodida; Ixodidae
Gene: Vha100-1
Product: V-type proton ATPase 116 kDa subunit a 1
Exons: 19
Coding region: 186-2735 (849 amino acids)
Biological process (GO): proton transmembrane transport; vacuolar acidification
Cellular component (GO): plasma membrane; vacuolar proton-transporting V-type ATPase, V0 domain; vacuolar proton-transporting V-type ATPase complex
Molecular function (GO): proton-transporting ATPase activity, rotational mechanism; ATPase binding
Source: RefSeq, a predicted model, not a curated record